Molecule: messenger RNA, 184 nt
Organism: Acaulospora colombiana
Lineage: Eukaryota; Fungi; Glomeromycota; Glomeromycetes; Diversisporales; Acaulosporaceae
Source: the annotation of a GenBank genome assembly
AUGGCUGCCAAAAAUCCUAUGGUAAACCAUCUGGGUAGUACUACAACAAUAUCAAACAUGGAAAUGCAAGAAGUGAUUUUCUUUGAAGCAACUAGAGAGACAUACAGAGAAGUAGAUAUAGAGGAUCAAGACAUGGAGAUGGGGAUAGAACAAGACUCACAAGCAACAUCCUCAAGCUGGCAAU